AUGACAGAAGACAACGAUCAACAAAAAGAAUUUUGUCAAAAAUUUGCUUGUGAAUUACAGACAUGUCUUGACAAGCAUACAUACAAUCAAGAUAAAUGUGAAAAAGUCUUAAACAAAUUAAAACAAUGUUGUUUAGAACAUGGUGCUCAAAGUCCUGUUGUUUGUUCUGGUUUUCCUACUUCCAAAUCUUCAUCAUCAAAAUAA
Molecule: messenger RNA, 204 nt
Organism: Rotaria sordida
Lineage: Eukaryota; Metazoa; Rotifera; Eurotatoria; Philodinida; Philodinidae
Source: the annotation of a GenBank genome assembly